GCUUCGCUUGAAUAAGCAACGUACGCCAGGAAUAGCAGAAGUUGGGAGAGUCGAGAAGGAAUAUAUAUUUUGCAUUUUUAUGCAUCAGUUGAAUAAUAUGUCUUGUUCAAUGUUUUCAAACCAUAAUGCAUAUACAUCGUACAAAGGUUAUGAAUCGUUUAAUGCGACAAGUGUUAAUGUCAGUCCAAUGGGGAUAGACAAUUCUCUUACAUCGACUAUACCAGGUUUUCCAUCUCAGAAUGCAAGUCAACCGAACAGCCUUCAUCAGCCUCAAUGUCGUUAUACGUAUGCACUUCCAAACCAAGCAUUGAACACUCCAGGUUCCAGUCUCCUGACAAGUCAUACAUUUUAUGAUCCAGAAUUAGAGGCGCGAGCAAAACAACUACAGGAACUGGAAAGAUUUGCAAAUGAAUUCAAACAUUGCCGUAUCAAAUUGGGUUACACACAAACAGGGGGAGCUGCAUUAGCAGCAAUCCAUGGAACCGACUUCAGCCAAACAACCAUAUGUCGUUUCGAGAAUCUUCAACUGAGCCUGAAGAACGCUUACAAACUGAAGCCGAUCCUUACACGAUGGUUAGCCGAAGCAGAACGCCAGGAGGCGGACAAUGGCGAAGACGAUCUCGGACAAGAUCGUAAAAGAAAGAAAAGAACGACGAUUAGUUUAAACGCAAAGGAAGCGUUGGAGCGACAUUUCAUCAAACAUCCAAAGCCAUCAUCCUUGGAAAUUUACAGAAUUGCAGACAGUCUUGGUCUGGAUAAGGAAGUGGUCAGAGUUUGGUUCUGCAAUCGCAGACAGCGGGAAAAACGCGUAAAAACAACAUUGAGCACUGCCAUUUCCUUAUUUCCACCGAUUUUGCAUCAACCCACUAUUAUGUAGGCAAGCAUCGACCGCAUUCCAAACAUAACGACGGCGCAGCUGAAAACCUGAAGUAGCUAACUUGUUGAGAAUGGAUGUUAAUCACUUCUAUUAGGAGUCUUGGGACUCUUGGCGUUUCUGCUUAUUAAUUUUAUGGUUAUUCAAACAGUUCUGUUUCUAAAAUAGAGAAAACUAAAAUGGACGAGUUCACAAACUUCAAAAAAGCGUUUAGUUAUGCGCAAUGAAUAAGAGACUUACAUGUUGACUGUUGAGACUUACAUAAAUAAAUUUAGCAUCAACUAAACUUUCUUUUAAAUGCUGUUGAUUUGUUUAAACAUGUUAACAAAAACUCGAGCAGGGAAGGAGUGAAAGAAUGAGCGAGAGAUUAUUGACUGAAACGGCGCCUCGCACUCAUUGCUUGCCUGCCAAAGAGGCAUAAACACAAUUCAAAGGUAUUUUGUGUUUAAGGUUGGCAAAGUGCAAUUGGCCACUACAUGUAUGUCUUGUUAUUGUAAAACAAAUCCCCCCCGUUCAAUCAAUAAGAAUUUGUAUUCUAAUCAACAAUGUAAACGGUGUUAGUUUUAUUGAGGUAAGUAUAAAGCAUGAUAAACAGUCAAUGGUCUGUGUUAAUAGUCGAGUUCUUUGUUAUCAAACUGUUUUUUAUUAAGUAAUUAAAUUUGCACCGUAUUGUUAUAAUUUAAUGAACGCACGCGAAAUUAGAACUCAGAAUGCAUUUCAACCAAUCAGCACUCAGAAAGCGCUAAUAUCCAAAAUAAAGUCAAUUGUACUGCACUUAGUCGAUUAUGUAUGUUUAUCUAUUCUUUAUAUACGAAAUUUUGUUGCUGUACGUUCAGACAUGAAAGCCAUAGUUCUUAGAUAAAUUUCAAACCGAAAUUAGUAUAAUUAAAGAGAUAUUACAAUGUUC
Messenger RNA from Xenia sp. Carnegie-2017, 1781 nucleotides. RefSeq names its product pituitary-specific positive transcription factor 1-like. NCBI's taxonomy places the organism in Eukaryota, Metazoa, Cnidaria, Anthozoa, Malacalcyonacea, Xeniidae. Gene Ontology annotation, biological process: regulation of transcription by RNA polymerase II. Gene Ontology annotation, molecular function: RNA polymerase II cis-regulatory region sequence-specific DNA binding; DNA-binding transcription factor activity, RNA polymerase II-specific. The record is from RefSeq and is a predicted model, not a curated record.